Messenger RNA from Salmo salar (Atlantic salmon), 3387 nucleotides. Its product is annotated as leucine-rich repeat-containing protein 38. NCBI's taxonomy places the organism in Eukaryota, Metazoa, Chordata, Actinopteri, Salmoniformes, Salmonidae. The record is from RefSeq and is a predicted model, not a curated record. Gene Ontology annotation, cellular component: voltage-gated potassium channel complex. Gene Ontology annotation, molecular function: transmembrane transporter binding; potassium channel activator activity; voltage-gated potassium channel activity.
CCUCCCCUUAUUCCCUCAAAGCCAGCAGGCUGCUUUUCGAUCCAGACCGCUUGCUACAUGAUCUCCUUGAAAACACCGUUGCGCAUCUCUCUCGCCGCUCGAUGGCUUAGCCUUUGUAGACUACACAACAAGAGGAAGAGAGAUGCCAGCGCCAGGACAUUGACUCCUUUCUUUCUUCUGCUUCCCCCUCCCCUUCCUUAAUCUCCCACCCCUUGAUCUCUACCCCCUCCCCUGUGCCCUCUCCUGUCCUGUCCUGUACCCCCUUCCUCCCAACCUCCUCCUCCCCUACCUAAACCCCUGCUCUCCCUCUCACCUCGCACCCCCUUGACAAUGUUACCAUGCAUUAACUGGCUUCAGCCUUUCCUUGCCUUGAUUUCCUCCACCUUGCUGACUCGGGGCCACAACUGUCCGUCCAGCUGCCUGUGUCCGGACCACCACACCGUGGACUGCCAGGGCCAAGGUCUCACCCGCCUCCCUAGCCCCAUCCCCCUGGACGUCCGGCGCCUCCUGCUCUCCGACAACUGGAUUCCCUGGAUCCCCUCGGACUUCCUGGUUCUGUACAGCGACCUGGUCUACCUGGACCUGAGGAAUAACUCCCUGUCGGUGCUGGAGCCCGGCACCCUCAGCACCUCAUCUCGCCUAGUCUUCCUGGACCUGGGCAGCAACAACCUGACAGAGAUCCAGUCAGGGACCUUUGUGGAGUCCCGGAGCCUGAUCAAGCUGCGUCUGGGGAACAACCCCUACCUUCGCCUGGUGGAAGAGGAUGCUUUCCUGGGGCUGACCUCGCUGCGGGAGCUGGAGCUGGAGAGGAACGGCCUGCAGGGGCUGGAUGUGGGGGUGCUGGAGCCCCUAACCUCACUCCGGGUGCUGCGGCUGGAGGGCAACCCCUGGGUGUGCAACUGUCAUUUUGCCAAACUUUUUGUGUGGCUCACGGAGAACUGCCACAAGCUUCCAAUGGGUAUGGAGGGGUUGCAGUGUUCCCUCCCCAUGGAUGGGAGUCUUAUGUCCCUGAGCCUGCUCUCUGAGGCCAGUUUCCGGGAGUGCCGGGGCUACUUAUCUCUUACGGACAUCCUCAUUGUCAUCUUCUCGGGCAUCUCAGUCUCUGUGGUGGCCAUUAUAGCCAGCUUCUUCCUGGCCUCCAUGGUCCACUGCUUCCAGCGACUGGGAAAAGCUGGUCAGGCGGACGAGGAGGAGGGCAACGACUGAGGUGAAGAAAAAGCAUGAUCUGGGACCAGAUUCAGUAUCACUGCAGACAUAGCAGACCCGACUAGGUGCCUCGUAAGAGUGCCAGGAAGAAGGGCAGGACAAUAGGAGAGCAAGGCAUGGACAACGAGGAGGGAGUAUAUGGCCUAGGAAUUGUGCAAGAAAGCUCUUACCAUGUGAAUUCCUGUGCGCUGCAUUGGUGGCAGUCAGCAGCACACCAGGAGGGGUUAAACCAUGUUAGGAAAGAUUGUGUUAAAUAACCUUGAAUGAUACACAUUUUCUUAUCACUGAAGUACGAAAUGUACUACACUCUUAGAAAAGGGUUUUACAUGGAACCCAAAAGAGUUCUACCUGGAACCAAAAAGGGUUCUUCAAAGGGUUCUUCUGUGAGGACAGCUGAAGAACCCUUUUAGGUUUCUAAGAGUGUACGUUUCAUUGAUUGAACACAGCCUUACUACAGAUGUAGGAUUUUCAUUUGACCUACACUAUAUUGUCACAGCAAAAUAAUUAGUCCAUAAUGUUGCUUGAUCGGUGAUUAGGCUAUUAGCUGGCCAAAAGUAGGCUACAUGAAAAGUGCAAUACUAUUAAUAUAACUGUGUGUUACUGUGGGUUUUCAGUGAAUUUAUGUAUAUAUGAAAGCUCAUCUGCAUUUCCUGCGGUGCAGGAAGAAUCUUAGCAACAAAAGAGUGAUCAAAUUAAGAUCAUAAAUCUGUACCUUACUUUGGAGAGAUCAUUCAGCAUUCUCAUGUAAUUGUAGUUGUACUAUAUUUGGCCUACAAACACCACCCUUUCAGAGAGGACUAUUCCUCUGCUGCCAGGGGGUUCUUUAAGAUCUGGCUUGAGCUGGAAGGUAAAAGGACAGAGAGGAGGACAAGGGGCCGGCACACAGCAGUCUAAUGCACACUUAUGUCCAUUGCAUUGAUUUGAGUAGCAACCUACGUAACCUUUGUUUACCAAAGAACAGUCCGAAUGAGAAUAUUCUAUUGUUACAAUAUAGAACACAGAAAUGGGAUAGCAUGAGCAAUCAACAUGGAUAUUACACUAAACUUUGACACAAACUCAAAAAAUGCAAAAAACAAGUAAAUAUGGAGGGCAUUGUUACAAUAUCUGUUUUAGCACAAUGUAGCCUGACAAUGUUUGGUGUUACAACACCCAAAGGAGUAGGCAAGAGAGCAGAAACAGACUGGCACUCAGGCUAGCACAAAUGUGUUCUUGGCUAAAAAACAGUCACACGUUAGGUACAGUAUACUAUAUAGAACAAUAUGCUAAAAUAUCCUGCCAAUUAUCACCAAUAAAUGUAAUUACGGAAAUCAUUAUAUUAUACACCUGUAAAUGGACCAAUGUAUUUCCUUGUUUCAGGCAUAAUGUAACUUAUUUUACAUUUGACACUUAUUUCACAUAUUAAUACAGAAUUGUAAUUUUUUUUUUUUUUUUUUUACAAAUUAAGUCUCUUGUUUGUAUGGGGAUUUUACAUCCGAUGUGAGCGAAGUCUCUAAUUCCAAGCUAACAGGGCUAAGGUUAAAAUCUGUUAAUUGUUUCAAUAUCUUGAUCAUCCUUGAUGUUUGGGCCUUCCAGUCAUUUCCUAUGUCGGCCUUUAUUACGACCGGGUACUGGAGCCAUCCUCAAUAGACCAGCAGCUAGUAGCAGCCAGGUGAAAUUGAUGAAUGAAUGCUAUAGGUCAAUGAUGGCAUGUGUAUUGUUUGGCUUCCUGAAACGACUGGGAGAUCAUAAAUGAAAACCAGCAUACUCACAGAUGCUUCAAGACCUGAGUUUUGAGAGGUUGUCUGUCAAACUAUAUCUGUCUCUGGCGCUUGUAACCUACCAAUGAGAUUUGAGAUCCCAAAAACAGAUUAAAGGGCUUUUUUUCUGAUGCACCAUGACAAACACAUUAAAAAUAUAAACACGGAGUUGCAAUGUUACAAAAUGUAAGAGAGAGAAAAUGAAGCAGUAAAAUAAACACAUUAUGCUCUGGAACUUUGCUUUUAGAACUUUAAUUUCACAUAACCUUUUUGUUUCUUUGAAUGAAGACGUAAAGUACACUGUCGACUAAGUGUUCAAAUCAUUAGGAACACCUGCUCUUUCCAAACAUAGACUGGCCAGGUGAAUCCAGGUCAAAGCUAUGAUCCUUUAUUGAUUUCACCUUAAUCCACUUCAGUCAGUGUAGAUGAAGGGGAGGAGACAGGU